Molecule: messenger RNA, 438 nt
Organism: Miscanthus lutarioriparius
Lineage: Eukaryota; Viridiplantae; Streptophyta; Magnoliopsida; Poales; Poaceae
Source: the annotation of a GenBank genome assembly
AUGUGGGGGGAGGGGAAGGUUGAGGGGGUGGUUGAGGCAUGGAAGGCGAUGAACCACAGCUUUCGGCUUGGGGAGUGGAGGGGUUCUUCGGAGGAGGUAACUUACCACCCACUGGAUGUUCUCCGGCUCAGGCUAGCAGUUCAAUCUGGACACAUCAUUUUAUCUCAGGAAUCUGUCCCAGAGAAGUACAAGAAUAGACGAGAAACGUCUUUAGCAACUGCUCUUCUUUCAGCAACAUUUGCAACUUUGAUGUGUUAUCCCCUGGACACUGUUAGGAGCCAGAUGCAGAUGAAAGGCACACCACACAAUACAGUUUCUGAUGCUAUUCCAGUUAAUGUCCUCAAUACACUCUUCACCAGUCUGAAUUCUCCUAGCCAGGUUGGUAGGCGAAUGGCGGUGAUCCUUGUGGCCAGUCAUGGCAGGGCAUUACUUGCUUAG